Molecule: messenger RNA, 2616 nt
Organism: Pseudovirgaria hyperparasitica
Lineage: Eukaryota; Fungi; Ascomycota; Dothideomycetes; Acrospermales; Acrospermaceae
Product: SWI/SNF chromatin remodeling complex component
Exons: 3
Coding region: 1-2616 (871 amino acids)
Biological process (GO): pericentric heterochromatin formation; lymphocyte proliferation; DNA methylation-dependent constitutive heterochromatin formation
Cellular component (GO): nucleus; pericentric heterochromatin
Molecular function (GO): ATP binding; ATP-dependent chromatin remodeler activity; chromatin binding
Source: RefSeq, a predicted model, not a curated record
AUGCGCGAGCGUCGCGAGAAUGAAGACAGGAAGCGAGAAGAGAAGAUGCAAAUGAAAGUACUGGAAGACAAGCAAGGUGGAGAGGAAGUAAUCGAUAAAAAGUUCAAGGCAUUGGAGUACCUCUUGAACCAAAGCAAGCUUUAUUCCACCAUUAUGUUGUCUCAGAUGCAACAGCAAGAAGAAACGGAGAUUGCAAACGACGAGAAGGGUCGCAAACGGGCGCAGAAGAGAGAAGAGAAAGCAGAGGAGAUUGCUGCAGCUGCUCAGAGGCGGUCAACGCGAACGGGCAGAAGCAAUCUGAAACAGGAAGACCCCGAGAGUCAAAUUGACAAUAAUGCGCAGUCGAAACUGAAUAAGACAAAGGAACGCGGGCGAUCUGGGAAAAAGGGUAAGCCUUAUGGAAAGAUAUCUGACUAUCUAAAAAGAGAAGACGUCGAGGCAAAAGCUGGCAAAAAAGAUAUUAAGGAAGCCCUUCAGCAGGCCGCUGAAUCAGAUGUAAAGACGAGCGAUAUAGGCAUACAGAACCUCAGGUCUGCCAGACAGCCCGCUUUGGUAUCCGGUGGUACCAUGAGGUCUUACCAAUUGGAAGGCCUAGAAUGGCUUAUAUCCCUUUACGAGAACGGGUUGAAUGGCAUUCUUGCUGAUGAGAUGGGCCUCGGGAAGACAAUACAAACCAUCUCAUUUCUAGCUUUUUUGAGAGAGAAACAUUCUUAUGGGCCAUUCUUAAUUGCGGCACCGCUGAGCACUACAAGCAACUGGGUCGAUGAGUUCAAUAAGUUCACUCCAGACAUUCCUGUGUUGCUAUAUCAUGGAUCAAAACAGGAGCGGGAAGAGCUAAGGAAGACCCGACUAAGUAGUCCAGGAGGGGAUAAAUUUCCAGUAGUGGUGACUAGCUAUGAAAUUUGCAUGAAUGAUCGCAAACACCUGGCGAACUUUGGUUGGAAAUUCAUCAUCAUAGACGAGGGACACCGUAUUAAGAAUCUUAAUUGUCGACUGAUUAGAGAACUCCAAUCUUACCAGUCUGCCAACAGACUACUGAUUACUGGAACGCCCCUGCAGAAUAACUUGACCGAGCUAUGGUCUCUCCUUCAUUUCCUGAUGCCCAACAUUUUCGACAAACUGGAGGCAUUCGAGAGCUGGUUUGAUUUCUCUGCACUCAAGGAACGUAAUGGCUACCAGGAAAUUCUAUCGGAGAAGCGCCAGCAGCAAUUAGUCUCCUCACUACAUGCGAUCUUGAAGCCGUUCUUGCUACGGCGCGUAAAGACUGAUGUCGAAAACAUGAUGCCUAGGAAACGGGAGUACGUCUUGUUUGCACCUCUCUCGCCCAUGCAGAGAGAACUAUACCAGGCCAUUCUUGAUGGUACUACACGCUCAUAUCUCGAAGAAAAGGCUCUUGAGUCCAUCAGUGGCACUGCAACUCCGCAGAGUGCUACGAGCACCGCAAGUCGAAAACGUAAAGCUCUUUGGGACAGUAGAGCUAAUACGCCAAGCAAGAGCGUCAAGUCAAGCCGUGAAGCUACGCCAGCCUCCACCAUGAGUGCACGCAGUCGUCGAAAAGCCGCACGCAAGAGCUAUGAAGAAGUCAGUGACCGGGCCUACUUCGCAUCUCUCGAAGACGAAGCCAACGAUACCCCGGCGUCUGAUCCCGAGGAGUCCCAGGACGAAGACGAACGGAUACAGGCAGAGAAUCUUCAGUUGGCAAAGCGACAGAUAGCAUUAAAAAAGCUGCAGAACCCGGUGAUGCAAUUACGGCUUUGCUGCAACAGCCCUUAUAAUUUCUUUAAUCCAUUUCUGGCGAGAGCUUCGGAUGAUGGAGACAUAGUCCCGGACGAAAGCUUAGUCACAUCUUCGGGCAAAAUGCACCUACUUGACAGCCUUCUAACAGCACUAUUUGACCGGGGACACAAGGUUUUGAUCUUUAGUCAGUUCAAGACCCAACUCGACCUCUUGGAAAUGUAUGCCACUGCCCUCCGAGGUUGGCCUGUCUGUCGGAUAGACGGUAGUAUACCACAGUCGGAACGGCAUGCACAAAUCAAGGCUUUCAACACUCCUGCGACUAAGGAUACAGAAGCUGACGAUAUUCGCAAUCUGUUCCUACUAAGCACUAGGGCUGGUGGACAAGGUAUAAACCUUGCUGCAGCAGACACAGUAAUACUUUUCGACAGCGAUUGGAAUCCGCAGCAAGAUCUCCAGGCCCAAGACCGAGCACAUCGCAUCGGACAGACGCGCAACGUGAUUGUGUACAGGUUUGCAACGAGGAACACAAUAGAAUCACAACUCCUCGAAUCAGCGAAUUCUAAGAGACGGCUGGAAAAGCUUGUCAUUCGCAAAGGUGGAUUGACGGGCGGCAAUAGCAAGUCCAGGGUGGAACGAGAACAGAAAGAGGAAUUUGAGGAGCUGCAGCGCCUGUUGAGGAGAGAAGACGGUCAAAGGUGGGACAUGGAUAAAGAAGGCAAGGAUCAGGGCAUCCUUGGAGGGAGGGAGCUGGAAAUCCUACUUGAUAGAAGCGAGGACGCGUAUGACCGAGCUGAGAAAGGCCUGGAUGUUGAGGGCGAGGUGUUCAAGACAGUGGAGAGCAAGGGCGAAGGAGCUUUACUAGAAGGGCUGAGGGCAUAG